CGGCGGAGGCGGCGGCGGCGGCGGCGCCCGGGCGGCAGCAGCGGCAACAGCAGCAGCAGCAGCCCGCCUGAGGAGGGUGAGACGGCCGCCGUGUAGGCAGCUCGGAAGUCGGGCGGGACUGAGAGCUUCCCGCCUGCCGCUGGCGCUGAGGCUUUUUUGCCUUUUCUUAGCCUGCUGCUUCCUCACGGCCCUGGCUAGGGCUGGGCAGCGCGCCCCCGGGGAGGGGCGGAGCCGUAGAUAUGGUGUUAGGCAUUUCUUCAAGACUGAACAGCUGGAGACCUGUUAUUUCUGAGUAGCCUUAAGCAGACUUACAGCCAUUGAGAAACCUCACGGAAUUUCGUACUUUGCUUUCUGCUUUACAACUUGGCACCGAAGUUCAUCUUGCAACCAUGUAUGGAAGUGCUCGCUCAGUUGGGAAGGUGGAACCAAGCAACCAGAGCCCUGGGCGUUCACCUAGGCUUCCUCGUUCCCCUCGCUUGGGUCAUCGUCGAACCAAUAGUACAGGAGGGAGUUCUGGAAGCAGUGUUGGUGGUGGCGGUGGAAAAACCCUUUCAAUGGAGAAUAUCCAAUCCUUAAAUGCUGCUUAUGCUACAUCUGGACCUAUGUAUCUAAGUGACCAUGAAAAUGUGGGUUCAGAAACCCCUAAAAGCACCAUGACGCUUGGGCGUUCUGGGGGACGUCUGCCGUAUGGUGUCAGGAUGACUGCUAUGGGCAGUAGCCCCAAUAUAGCUAGCAGUGGGGUAGCUAGUGACACCAUAGCAUUUGGAGAGCAUCACCUCCCUCCUGUGAGUAUGGCAUCCACUGUUCCUCACUCUCUUCGUCAGGCAAGAGAUAAUACAAUCAUGGAUCUGCAGACACAGCUGAAAGAAGUGUUAAGAGAAAAUGAUCUCUUGCGGAAGGAUGUGGAAGUAAAGGAGAGCAAAUUAAGUUCUUCAAUGAAUAGCAUCAAGACUUUCUGGAGCCCAGAGCUGAAGAAAGAACGAGCCCUGAGAAAAGAUGAAGCUUCCAAAAUCACUAUUUGGAAGGAACAGUAUAGAGUGGUGCAGGAGGAAAACCAGCACAUGCAAAUGACAAUCCAGGCUCUCCAGGAUGAAUUGCGGAUCCAGAGGGACUUGAACCAGCUCUUUCAGCAAGAUAGUAGCAGUAGGACUGGUGAACCUUGUGUGACAGAACUGACUGAGGAGAACUUUCAGAGGCUACAUGCUGAGCACGAGCGGCAGGCUAAAGAGCUGUUCCUCCUUCGAAAGACUUUGGAGGAAAUGGAGCUGCGUAUUGAGACUCAGAAGCAAACCCUAAAUGCUCGGGAUGAAUCCAUCAAGAAACUUCUGGAGAUGUUGCAGAGCAAAGGGCUUUCUGCUAAGGCUACUGAAGAAGACCACGAGAGAACAAGACGACUGGCAGAGGCAGAGAUGCACGUGCACCACCUAGAGAGCCUUUUAGAGCAGAAGGAAAAAGAGAACAGUAUGUUGAGAGAGGAGAUGCACCGGAGAUUUGAGAAUGCUCCUGAUUCUGCCAAAACAAAAGCUCUGCAAACUGUUAUUGAAAUGAAGGAUUCAAAAAUUUCCUCUAUGGAGCGUGGGCUCCGAGACUUGGAAGAGGAAAUUCAGAUGCUGAAAUCAAAUGGGGCCUUGAGUACUGAAGAACGGGAGGAAGAAAUGAAACAAAUGGAGGUCUAUCGGAGCCAUUCUAAAUUUAUGAAAAAUAAGGUAGAGCAACUGAAGGAGGAACUAAGUUCGAAAGAGGCUCAAGGGGAGGAGCUGAAAAAGAGAGCGGCUGGUCUUCAGGCUGAGAUUGGUCAGGUGAAGCAGGAGCUGUCCAGAAAGGACACAGAACUACUAGCCCUACAGACAAAGCUAGAAACACUCACAAACCAGUUCUCAGACAGUAAGCAACACAUUGAAGUGCUGAAGGAGUCCUUGACUGCUAAAGAACAACGGGCUGCCAUCCUACAGACUGAGGUGGAUGCUCUCCGAUUGCGUUUGGAAGAAAAGGAAACCAUGCUGAAUAAGAAGACAAAACAAAUUCAGGAUAUGGCGGAGGAGAAGGGGACACAAGCUGGAGAGAUACAUGACCUCAAGGACAUGCUGGAUGUGAAGGAGAGGAAGGUUAAUGUUCUUCAGAAGAAGAUUGAAAAUCUUCAAGAGCAACUUAGAGAUAAGGAAAAGCAAAUGAGCAGCUUGAAAGAACGAGUCAAAUCCUUGCAGGCUGACACUACCAACACUGACACUGCCUUGACGACUUUGGAGGAGGCCCUUGCAGAGAAAGAGCGGACAAUUGAACGCUUAAAGGAGCAGCGAGACAGAGAUGAGAGAGAGAAGCAAGAGGAAAUUGAUAACUACAAAAAAGAUCUUAAAGACUUGAAAGAAAAAGUCAGCUUAUUGCAAGGCGACCUCUCAGAAAAAGAGGCUUCACUCUUGGAUCUGAAAGAGCAUGCCUCUUCCCUGGCUUCCUCAGGACUCAAAAAGGACUCACGGCUUAAGACACUGGAAAUUGCUUUGGAACAGAAGAAGGAGGAGUGUCUGAAAAUGGAAUCACAUUUGAAAAAGGCACAUGAGGCAACAUUGGAAGCCAGAGCCAGUCCAGAGAUGAGUGACCGAAUACAGCAAUUGGAGAGAGAGAUUUCCAGGUACAAAGAUGAAUCUAGCAAGGCCCAGGCAGAAGUUGACCGUCUCUUGGAAAUCUUGAAGGAGGUGGAAAAUGAGAAGAAUGACAAAGAUAAGAAGAUUGCAGAGUUGGAAAGUCUCACCUCAAGGCAAGUGAAGGACCAGAAUAAGAAGGUAGCAAAUCUGAAGCACAAGGAACAGGUGGAAAAGAAGAAGAGUGCACAGAUGCUUGAGGAGGCUCGACGAAGGGAGGACAAUCUCAAUGACAGCUCCCAACAACUACAGGACAGUCUCCGUAAGAAGGAUGACAGGAUUGAAGAGCUGGAAGAAGCACUAAGAGAGAGUGUACAGAUAACUGCAGAGCGAGAAAUGGUGCUAGCACAAGAGGAGUCAGCCAGGACCAGUGCUGAAAAACAGGUGGAGGAAUUACUGAUGGCCAUGGAGAAAGUAAAGCAAGAACUGGAGUCCAUGAAAGCAAAGCUGUCCUCCACUCAACAGUCUCUAGCAGAAAAGGAAACUCAUUUGACCAAUCUUCGGGCAGAGAGAAGGAAACACUUAGAGGAAGUUCUGGAGAUGAAGCAAGAAGCUCUUCUGGCUGCCAUUAGUGAAAAAGAUGCCAACAUAGCUCUUCUGGAGCUUUCAUCCUCUAAGAAAAAGACCCAAGAGGAAGUGGCUGCCCUGAAGCGGGAGAAGGAUCGUCUGGUGCAGCAACUCAAGCAGCAGACACAAAAUCGCAUGAAGCUAAUGGCUGACAAUUAUGAGGAUGACCACUUCAAAUCCUCCCAUUCCAAUCAAACCAAUCAUAAACCCUCCCCAGACCAGAUCAUCCAGCCCCUCUUAGAACUUGACCAAAAUAGAAGCAAAUUAAAGUUGUAUAUUGGACACCUGACAGCCCUCUGCCAUGACCGAGACCCCCUGAUCCUCCGUGGACUUACUCCACCAGCUUCCUAUAACUUGGACGAUGACCAGGCAGCUUGGGAGAAUGAGCUGCAGAAGAUGACCCAGGAACAGCUUCAGAAUGAGUUAGAAAAAGGUGAACGGGACAAUGCAGAACUACAGGAGUUUGCCAAUGCCAUUCUCCAGCAGAUAGCAGAUCAUUGCCCCGAUAUCCUGGAGCAAGUGGUCAACGCAUUAGAAGAGUCUUCCUGACCCUGCUUCAUGGGGAGUGGCCAGCCCAGCAGCCUGCUAUAGUAAAUCCGGGAGCCAAGAAAGAAGAGCUAUAAGGAACGGGCACCCAGAAACUUCUUGGCACCCAACAAACACUACAAACUGUAUCCUAUCUUGGUUGGUCCUUCAAGUGUGAUUCCAGCACCCUUUCUACAGUUGACCGCUUAACUCUGCCUUUCUACUUUGGAUAUUGUCUCUACACUAAUUUUCUUGAUGUCCAGGUUGGUAAGUGGCCAGAUUUCCGUGAAGAACUGCCAUCCAGUCAUCAGCAGUGGACUACUGUGGAAGCUGGUGGUUCUGCCCUUAACAGAGGGACAUGGAGCAGAGAGCCCUUUUUCCUUCUGUCCUUGACAUGAAAAGUAAAUCUGGAAUCUCCUUGGAGUUCAGCAUAUUGAAAGAAACUUCCCAAUGGACUAAGAGAGCUGAGUGUUCUAAUAUUACAAUAGGUGCUUUCUCCUAAAAGGGUUAAAAAUUUAAAAAAAAAAUCUUUAAAAAAGAGAGGGGAAAAGAGAACAGAGACAAAGAGAAACUGACUCUUCUUUUUACUGUCUCUUUUGCUUGCUUUCACAUGUAAUGUUUCAUGCAGGGGAGCUGCAAGGCUUCAUGAUGGCUUAGUGAACACUAAUACCCCAAGUUUGGAGUCUUUAUCCAGCCCUGUUUAUCUCACUUAUCCUUGCCCUCCUCAGCCAGUUAACAAGAGGAUAGUGUGGACAGUUCUCCCCGUGGUCCCUCUUGCUUAAGACCUUUGACCCUAUUCUAUUUAGUCUGUCAGAUCAUAUAUCUCGAUCUGAAAGAGAAGAAGGGUUUGACCUGAGGCCCUGCCGUCACCACCCGCAGCUCUGCUUCUUUAGAAGAUGACCGUUCUGUGGGGCCAGGCUGGUUUCUUCUAAAGCUCCUCUUCAUUGGCAUGCUAGAUAGACCCUUGAUGCUACCCACCACCCACGUUCCCUAUUCUUGCAGCCCAGUGUUUGCUGAUGUUCAUGACCGGCCUUCCUCCCUUCCCGCAGAACCAUGGCUUGUGCAUUGUCUAGAACCUCCUCUGGCACAAGUGAAUAUUUCUCAUCCCACACACAUUCCUUUCUCCAUUCUUUCAUGCAAAGAAUAUUUAUGAAAUGCCUACUGUGUGUAAGUCACUGUUAGGUACCCAUCCUUGAAAAAAGUCUCUCUCCAGGGAUGGAGAAGUAUAAAGGAUUCCAUGAGACAUACCUGAUUGAAUCAAAGCAGCAGAAGGCCUGCCCCUCCCCUCCCCACUCCUUUUAUCUUAGUAGAAGUCCUCUUUUCCAGAAGAAUCUUUCACAAAUGAGCCUUUCUCAUUGCUCACUGUAAUGGAAUUGAUGAGUCUGGGGAGCACGAAGCUGAGUUGCUUACUUGCCUGCAGGAUCUUAGUUGAUGGUUCAGGAUUUUUGUUGUUGUUGCUGUUACUCUACAAGAGUGUAGCGUUUGGUGGGGGGUGGCUACAGCAGUGGAUAGUGUUUUCUUAACACGUCUGCGCACACUGCAUGGAACCUGGCCAGCUCCGUGUCACAGAUCAGAAAAUUGACCCUAACAUUGCAAAUCCCAUUGAAGGUAUUGACAUCUUGAAGGGCAUUCUUCCCAAGCUUAGACAGUGGCAGUCAUAAAUAAUCAGGCACCAAGAAAGAGACUACUUAACCCAAAUCUAGCCCUUUGACCACCUCUCUGGCCAGAUGCCCACCAGACACUCACAUCUUCUGAUAAGAGUUGCUGGGCUAGAUGUGCUUCCCUUGCACUCUCCCCCUUCCCCCUCCCCAGUUAUUCCUCCAGAGAAUCUGGUGCUGCCUGUAAAGUGACCACGGCCAUCAGCCCAGUAUCUUCCCACCAGCAGCCCUCGACUGUCCCAUUAACUUAUAUGGUCAUAUCUCCAGCUGCCCUAAUUCCCUGGUGUAAAACAGUCUGUCCUGUGAGAAGCUGUAGACUGUUUCUUAUCGAAGGUUAAGUGGGCUCUGCUCAUAAACUUCUUACUGAGAUGCUUCCUGAUAGCCAGGCUGCCCAGAAGUGGGGGAGGUGGGAGAUGUAGGGAUUAGAUAGUAAGUAGUGGUCGUUUGUGCUCAGUCACCUCAAUUCUGUUUAUUUAUUGCGCUGCCCGUAAAUCAUAUAGAAAGUCCCCAGUACUUAGGCCUGAAGUAUUGGAACGUCACUUUAUCUACCAUAAUGCAGAGAACUGAGGUAUGAUGAUACCCUUCACAGGACUACAGCAGGCCAGAGCAGGCAGGCAGGAGGCCAUGCCCGGAGAAGUGAUGUGGCCCUGGCUGCCAUUCUCCAGCAGGUUUGGCAGGGGAGGGCAUCAGUCAGGUCUCACUAGAUCCUGCGCAUUCUGUCUCUACUCUCAAAUACAGUAUCUGCCACACUCACCCACCUGCUGUGUGACUCUCACUGCACUUCCUUUCGUCCCCUUUUCAUUCCAAUCCUUCCUGUUGCUUCCCCUCCAAAACCUUAUGGAAGACCUCUGGCAGUGUUUCUAAGAAGAACAACUCCUGGGACAAACAUCAUAUGUCUGGUAUCUGUGAACCGUACCAGGGAAGCACCUUGAUUCCUCUUGGGUGGUCAUCCUAGCAUCUCAAAUGGUUCUGGGGACUGUUUGGUUCUUGAUGAAAGUAGGCUCUGGCCAAACUUUAAUAACAAACAUGACCUGACUUUAUAUUAUAGGGGCAAAAUUAAUACAGUGUCUAGUACAUAGAGCAUCUUACCAAGUUGAGCUCAUUCAUCAAGCCAACUUUUACUAAAUGUGCAGUUUCCAUCACACAAAGACUUAUCAUUGCAUGACACUCCUCUGAUUUUCAUGGUUUCACAAAGUCACUCAACUGCUGGCGAAGGUCUGUAGCCUUGAAAACUCACUGCACGUUGCCUAUUCCUUUCACCAAACUCAUCUAUUCCGUUGGCAAGUCUAGUUGCCCCUUAGCACCUAGAGAUCUGUGCCCCAAAUCAAGGUCAUCAUAAAAGGGGACAGGAAGAAGAGUGGGUGGGAUCCAAUGCAGGGCUCGUGACUAAAAAAAUACAAUGUGAUUUUUUUUUCAUCUUUUCAUAUACCUCUAUCCCAGGUACUCAUUGAGUCCUUGAUGAAGUAUCUCAAUUGAGAUUUACAAGGACUUGGGUACCAUUUGAAAUGGAAAAGAUUGUAAAUGGGCUUUAAUAUAUUAAGAAAUAUGAAUGAGAAUCCCCAAAUCCAUCUCAGCUCUAACCUUUAACCUGGUAUCUUCUAGUCUAAUGAAAAGCUAAAUGCUUCUCUCCCUUACAGUUGAUCUUUAGAAAUACUAGUAAAGCAGAUGGGACCCAAGACUGCCUUCAGUGUUGACAGUGUCAGUGUGACCUGGCACCUUUUUCACCUUUUGUCACUGAAAAUCUGUUUGGUUUUCCACAAGGAGCUUGUUGGCUCACCCACUCCUCAGAAGAGGAAGAGGAAAUCAUCACAAAGUUUUAGUCAACUGCUGAGCUGAUCCCUCCCCUAUGACGUUCAGGAUUGGCAUUUGGAUUUGCUGCUAGAAAGUCCUGCUGAUCCCAGAACCAUCCUGUCCUCCCCUUUUACCCCAGUAGUGAAGCACAAGCCCACCAGCUACCCUCAGGGGUUUUGAGGAAAGAGCAAAUCAAGGAAUACGUUGCUACUUGGAAUGUGACCUUCACAUGGCGCUUCCUGAGUCAUGGUGGGCCCUGUGUCCGUCAUAUCAGUAACUUCCAUGUCUGCCUCUCCAGCCUUACCUCCCACCCACAAGAGUUCAGAGCUGUGGAAAAGCAGGUGAGGACAGAGAGUAGAUGCAGUAGGGCAUCCCACCCUUUGCCAAGCCUGCAAGGCCAACCCUCCAUCACUGCCAGUGCUUCUCAGGACAACGACUUGAACUGGUCAAAGAAUUGUUUUUAAAAGAAUCUGGAGUUUUCCCCACGUGGACUAAGGGAAUGUCUGGGCAAGAAAAAACACACACACAUUACAGGGAAAUCCUUCUGAACAAAAUGGCUGUCUUCACUUACUCUUUUUAAUCAAAAACUGUUUCCAGACUUUUUAGUGUCAAAACUGUAACCAAGUGUCUCCUGAUUUUUUCCCCAAUGUGUUUAGUGAGUGCUGUGACCCUCUUGUAGGUAUUUCUUCUCCUGACUCUUUUGGGGGAAAGGUGGUUUUAGGAUUGAUUUGGGGGGAGCGGAUCUUUGACCCAUCCCACCUCUUUUGUUUCUCUGCUUGUCAAUAUUGUCUGUGUGGUUCAGAGCAUUGGGGCAGUUACAUUGUGUCCAUUGUUGAGAUGAUUAAGAUAUUAAAAAGUAGUUUGUAGAACUGAACAGUUAAAGAGCUGUGUUUUUAAAAAAUGCAAAGCGAUAUCAUGUUAAUAAAGGAAUUCAAGCUACGGGGCAGUCGAACUCCUACCCCUUCUCCCAAGCUGGGCUGAGGUGACAGCCGGGCUCCCCACUUGGAAACACUCUCCAGGUAGGUAGGACUGCCUGGGAGACAGAGACAACUGCUGAGUCAAAGGAAUUGGAAUCUGGGGCUCUGAGGGUCCCAUUUGUGCCAGAGAUCUCCUGUACAUCCUCGGGACCUCGGGGUAGAGGUUUCGGAGGGUGUGAGCCUGUAACCACCCUCAGACCUGCCUGGGUCCCAUGUCAGUGUGCCUGAUCCUGUGUGGGAGCCCCCCCACCACGCUCCCCCAGCCUCUUUCCUGCCAGUAGGUGCUAUAGCAGCCAGCGACACCCCACCCCUGGCACGCAGGCUGAAGGGCCGCACUCACGGCUCACUUCCUUCUGCCUUCGGUCCCCGGAUGCUUUCCCUUAAAGCUUUUCAGGCCGCCCGCCACCCUGGCCAGGGCCGCCUCUCUGGACCCCGGUGGGGCAAGGACAGGAACGCGGCCAAGCCAGAGAAUUCGGCCUCCGGCUGUGAGCCCAGCUCUCCUUCCCGCGCCCGCCAGUAACUGCGAUCCGCCGUGGUGUGGCGGGCACCCCCGGCUCGCCUGCCCGGGACCCCACUGAGCGCUCAGGGCGGCCGGGGUGCAGGCCUGAUGUCCCCAGGACCUGCUCCCCUCUCUCAACGCACGGCACGACUCCUUCUAGCUUGAGUUCCUUGUGGUGACAGUAGCAGCUGCAAUGAUCAUGUCUGUGAUGCAAAUGCACCCGCUGCCUUCAAGUGUGUGUGUGUGUGUGUGUGUGUGUGUGUGUGUGUGUGACGGCCGGAGUCGUGUUACUGACAGGAUAAUGACAUUACAAACAAAUUGUGUUAUGGUCAACUUUGCCUUGAUAAUUAUUGUAAACACUUUGUCCAUUUUUUCUUUUUUAUUCACAAACUAAAUCCAUCAGGAAAUUAUAAAGUUAUUUAAAAGUUG
Canis lupus familiaris (dog) is the source of this 9082-nucleotide messenger RNA. It is a transcript of the gene ERC1, whose product is annotated as ELKS/RAB6-interacting/CAST family member 1. Gene Ontology annotation, biological process: regulation of synaptic plasticity; maintenance of presynaptic active zone structure; neuromuscular synaptic transmission. Gene Ontology annotation, cellular component: cytoskeleton of presynaptic active zone. Lineage: Eukaryota; Metazoa; Chordata; Mammalia; Carnivora; Canidae. Bases 390 to 3752 code for a protein of 1120 amino acids. The transcript is spliced from 20 exons. Gene Ontology annotation, molecular function: structural constituent of presynaptic active zone. The record is from RefSeq and is a predicted model, not a curated record.